Messenger RNA from Aureobasidium uvarum, 1335 nucleotides. NCBI's taxonomy places the organism in Eukaryota, Fungi, Ascomycota, Dothideomycetes, Dothideales, Saccotheciaceae. The record is from the annotation of a GenBank genome assembly.
AUGAAGGAAACCGAGGUGCUGGACGUCUUCGGUAACGAAGAUGGUGCUGAUAUCCAGUACAAGACCAUGACCUGGUGGCAAGGUGCCAUGAUCAUGAUCGCCGAGAACAUCUCACUUGGUAUUCUGUCUUUGCCUGCUGUCCUCAAGACCAUCGGUCUGGUUGGUGGUAUUAUCGCUAUUCUCCUCAUGGGUAUCAUCACCACCUACUCUGGUUACACUCUCUGGCAAUUCCGUAUGAGAUACCCCCAGGUCUCCUCCUUCGGUGAUGUCGGUUACAUUCUCAUGGGCAAGUUCGGGCGUGAACUGUUCGGAUUCGCAUACGUUACAUUCUGUGUCUUCUGUAAGUUUCGUUUGCACAAACCUAGGAGUCAUAUAAGUUCUAACCAAAAACAGGCANUGGCAUCUCACGUUCUCACGUUCAUCAUCGCAAUGAACAGUCUUACCAACCACGGAACUUGCAGCAUCGUCUUUGGUAUCGUUGGUCUGGUUCUCUUCUUCCUUCUUACCAUUCCUCGCACUAUGAAGAACGUGUCCUUCUUGGCCAUCGCUUCUUUCAUUUCCAUCCUUGCAGCUGUAAUGAUCACCAUGAUUGCUCUUGGUGUCAACNCCCUGGAGGGCCGCAACAUCGUCGACAUUGCACACCCCAACUUCCCCACCGCCUUCAACAGUGUUUCCAACAUUGUUUUCGCCUACGGUGGACAUGCUGCCUGGUUGAGCUUCAUCAGUGAGCUCCGUGACCCCAAGGACUACCCCAAGGCCUUGAUGACUCUUCAGGCCGUCGACACUUCGCUCUACCUGGUUGCCGCUGUUGUUAUCUACUACUUCGCUGGUGACAUGGUUACCAGUCCUGCUCUGAGCAGUGCCUCUCCUCUCGUCUCCAAGAUCGCCUGGGGUAUCGCCUUGCCUACCAUCAUCAUUGCUGGUGUCAUUUUCGGUCACGUCACCGCCAAGUACAUCUACAUCCGCAUUUUCGCUGGUACCAAGCACCUCCACAGCCGUGGUGUUGUUGCUACUUCAUCCUGGUUCGCCAUCAUCUUCGGUAUCUGGUUCGUUGCAUGGAUCUUGGCCGAGUCGAUUCCCAACUUCAGCAACUUGCUCGGAUUCGUCGCUGCCCUCUUCGCCUCGUGGUUCAGUUACGGACUUCCCGGUGUCAUGUGGCUUUACAUUAUGAAGGGCAGCUGGUUCAGCAGCCCCAAGAAGAUUUUCCUCUUCUUCUGCAACGUUAUUCUGGUGCUCUUGGGUAUCAUCAUCUGCGUUGUUGGUCUUUACGCAUCAGGCACCGAGCUGGCCAAGGACUCCAGCGGUCGCUCCUGGUCUUGCGCUGACAACCGCUAA